AUGCCAAUUGGGGCAUCACCGUAUAAGCUCGUUUAUGGAAAGUCAUGUCACUUGUCUAUUGAACUUGAACACAAAGUGUACUGGGCCAUUAAAAAGUUGAAUAUGGACCUUGAACCCGCGGGUGAGAAGAGACUCUUGCAGUUGAAUGAGUUAGAUGAGUUCAAGUUGCACUCUUAUGAAAAUGCUAAGCUUUACAAAGAGAAAACGAAAAGAUGGCAUGACAAGAGUAUCAAGACAGGCCUUUUCGAGCCAGGACAACAGGUAUUAUUGUUCAAUUCUAGGCUCAAGCUGUUUCCUGGGAAGUUAAAAUCGAGAUGGUCAGGCCCAUUUGAGGUGGUGAGAGUCACUCCUUAUGGUGCAAUUGAGAUGUGUGCUUGA
Messenger RNA from Nicotiana tabacum (common tobacco), 378 nucleotides. RefSeq lists its product as uncharacterized. Lineage: Eukaryota; Viridiplantae; Streptophyta; Magnoliopsida; Solanales; Solanaceae. The record is from RefSeq and is a predicted model, not a curated record.